Molecule: messenger RNA, 2616 nt
Organism: Nematolebias whitei (Rio pearlfish)
Lineage: Eukaryota; Metazoa; Chordata; Actinopteri; Cyprinodontiformes; Rivulidae
Product: discoidin domain-containing receptor 2-like
Exons: 16
Coding region: 1-2616 (871 amino acids)
Biological process (GO): cell surface receptor protein tyrosine kinase signaling pathway; positive regulation of kinase activity; multicellular organism development
Cellular component (GO): membrane; signaling receptor complex
Molecular function (GO): ATP binding; protein tyrosine kinase collagen receptor activity; collagen binding
Source: RefSeq, a predicted model, not a curated record
AUGAAGGUGUCUGAAGUCAAACUGAUCCCACACGUCAUCUUCCUCAUGCUGUCUGUUUCCGUUAAAGCCCAAGUCAACCCAGAAACGUGCCGCUAUCCUCUGGGCAUGAGCAGUGGGCAGAUUCAGGAUGAGGACAUCUCUGCUUCCAGUCAGUGGUCUGAGUCUACUGCUGCAAGAUUUGGAAGACUCGACUCGGACAAUGGGGACGGUGAUGGGGCCUGGUGUCCUGACAUCAUGUCGGAGGCUGACGACCUCAGAGAGUAUCUCCAGGUGGACCUGCGUUCGCUGCACUUCAUCACGCUGGUGGGCACACAAGGUCGCCAUGCCGACGGCAUAGGAAAUGAAUUUGCCCAAAGAUACAGAAUCAAUUACAGUCGUGACGGCAAGAACUGGGUGGGCUGGCGAGACCGGAGCGGAGGGCAGGUCAUUGAGGGCAACAAGAAUGCAUAUGAUGUGGUGCUGAAGGAUCUCGAGCCACCCAUUGUAGCUCGUUAUGUCCGCUUCAUGCCUAUCACAGACCCGUCCAUGAUUGUGUGCAUGAGAGUGGAGCUCUACGGCUGUGAAUGGCUGGAUGGUCUGAUGUCUUAUAGUCUUCCAGAUGGUCACCAAAUGAUUUACAGAGGCCUGGAUGUCUUUUUCAAUGACUCAGUGUAUGACGGCACAUUGGCUGAGAGACUGACGAAGGGCCUUGGCCAGCUGACAGAUGGCACACAUGGUUUGGGUGAUUUUCUGCACAGCCAUGUUCCUGUUGUGUGGCCUGGAUAUGACUAUGUGGGAUGGAGCAACAAGACAUUCCCCAAAGGUUACGUCGAGAUGAUCUUUGACUUUGACCACAUCCGGAACUUCACCUCCAUGAAGGUUCACUGCAACAACAUGCUGAGCCGUGGAGUGAGGGUGUUCAGACAGGUCACAUGUUACUUCAGGUCAGGAUCAGAGUGGGAGGCUGACCCAGUCACAUUCAGGCCGGCUGUGGAGAACAUGAGCCAAGAUGCUCAUUUUGUCACGGUGCCGCUCGGAGGUCGGACAGCCAGGAGCAUCAAGUGUCGUUUUCACUUCAGCGAUCAGUGGAUGCUGUUCAGUGAGGUUGCCUUCCAGUCAGGUAAAAGCUUUUACAACACAUCACUGUCAUCUCACAAACAUGGACUUCAUGCAAAAUCUUCUUUGGUAGAUGAUCCCACUCACAAAGUGGAUGACAGCAAUACAAGGAUCCUGAUUGGCUGCUUGGUAGCUAUCAUUGCCAUCCUAUCAACCAUCAUAGUCAUCAUACUGUGGCGGCAGGUCUGGCAAAAGAUGCUUGAAAAGGCGUCUCGCCGCUUGUUGGAUGAUGAGCUCACGACCCGUCUGGCCGUGCAGACCCGGGCCUUCUCCUUCCAGCACUCCUCUCUGUCCAGCGAGGCUGGGUCCACCUCCACCUACGACAGGAUCUACCCCCUCAGUGCCGACUACCAGGAGCCUUCUGGCCUCAUUCGAAAGCUGCCCGAGUUCACCCAGUCCACCGAACACCUCGCUGUUUGCCUUCCAGAGUGUGGAACCUCCUGCAGAGCAGUGGGCGGUUCGGACAGUGCUCCACACUAUGCAGAGGCGGACAUCAUCAGCGUGCAGGAGUCUUCAGACAGCGGCACGUUUUCCAUCACAGCUGCCAGCAACAAUCUGAUCACUGGAGCCGAAUCAGCCAUGAGGGAGUUUCCCAGAGAGAACCUCACCUUCAAGGAGAAACUGGGAGAGGGCCAGUUUGGAGAAGUGCACUUGUGUGAAGCUGAGGGUCUAAGGGACUUUUUGGAUGAGGAUUUAUCAGCUGAAGGUAACCAAGAGUCUCUGCUCGUAGCUGUGAAAAAACUGCGAGAAGAUGCGAACAAGAACGCCAGGAACGACUUCCUGAAGGAAAUACGAAUCAUGUCUCAUCUGAGGGACCCAAACAUUGUCCGCCUGCUGGCUGUGUGCGUGGAUAAAGAUCCUCUGUGCAUGAUCACAGAGUACAUGGAAAACGGAGACUUGAACCAGUUCCUGGGUGGUCUCAGACUGCAGGAGACCACCGAUGAAGACAAGACGGGUCAGGAAGAGAGGAAGGAUAUGAUCAGUUACACUCAGCUGAUCGGCAUGGCAGUGCAGACUGCGUCUGGGAUGAAGUACUUGUCUUCGCUCAACUUUGUCCACCGUGAUUUGGCGACUCGCAACUGCCUGGUGGGGAAGAAUUACACCGUCAAGAUUGCUGAUUUUGGCAUGAGCCGGAACCUCUACAGAGGGGAUUAUUAUCGGAUUCAGGGCCGAGCAGUGCUUCCCAUCCGCUGGAUGUCGUGGGAGAGCAUCCUCCUGGGUAAGUUCACUAUGGCCAGUGAUGUGUGGGCAUUUGGAGUGACUCUGUGGGAAAUCCUGACUCUUUGUAAGGAGCAGCCGUACUCCCAGCUCUCUGAUGAGCAGGUCAUUGAAAACACGGGCGAGUUCUUCCGGGACCAGGGCAAGCAGGUGUACCUGCCAAAGCCUCCCUGCUGUCCUGAUGGAGUCUACAAUCACCUGAUGCUAAGCUGCUGGAGGAGGAAUGCCAAGGAAAGGCCGAGCUUCCAGGAAAUUCACACUCAGCUGAUGGAGAGUGUGGUAGAGCAGAUGGGAGAUGCAUAG